AUGUCGUCGAUCACCCUACGUCGCCUGGCUGCAACUUGUCGACCAAUAUACAACCGACGGACUUUUACUACCAGUUCACCUCUCUUUGAUGAUUCCGAUAACAAAACAAACAGCACAGCUAAUGCAACAGAUGCCAUACGAACAGUAACUCUCAUUCCAGGCGAUGGCAUUGGUCCAGAAAUUUCCAACAGUGUGCAAAAAAUCUUUGAAGCUGCUAACGUUCCAUUGAAAUGGGAAUCCGUUGAUGUAACACCGGUGAAAUCGCCGGAUGGCAAAUUCCGCAUUCCUCUUCGAGCCAUAGAAUCUGUAACAAAACAUCGAAUUGGUCUCAAAGGACCAUUGGCAACACCUGUCGGUAAAGGUCAUCAAUCGCUUAAUUUAGCUCUUCGUAAACAAUUCAAUCUAUUUGCCAACGUUCGUCCAUGCAAAUCGAUCGAAGGAUAUAAAACACCAUAUACGAAUGUUGAUAUCGUUACCAUUCGGGAGAAUACAGAAGGUGAAUAUUCAGGUAUUGAACAUACAAUCGUUCCCGGUGUCGUUCAAAGUAUUAAAUUAAUUACGGAACAUGCUUCGUUGCGUGUUUGUGAAUAUGCAUUCCUCUACGCUAAGCAAAAUAAACGAGAAAAAGUAACAGUUGUUCAUAAAGCAAAUAUUAUGCGACUAUCUGAUGGUUUGUUUCUAAAAAGUGCGCGUGAAGUAGCUGAAAAAUAUCCCGAAGUCAAGUUCGAAGAAAUGUACCUCGAUACAGUUUGUCUGAAGAUGGUUCAAGAUCCAACACAAUUCGACUGUCUUGUCAUGCCAAAUUUGUAUGGUGACAUUCUCAGCGAUCUUUGUGCUGGCUUAAUUGGUGGCUUAGGUUUGACACCUAGUGGUAAUAUUGGCGAGAAUGGUGCUGCGAUUUUUGAAGCUGUCCAUGGUACUGCACCGGAUAUUGCUGGUCAAGAUAAAGCCAAUCCAACUGCUUUACUUCUAAGUGCCGUAAUGAUGUUGAGACAUUUGCAUAUGCCUGACAAAGCCGAUCGAAUCGAAAAAGCGUGUUUCGAUACAAUUAGAGAAGGAAAGACCCUUACUGGUGAUCUGGGCGGUAAAUCGAAAUGUUCAGAGUACACAGCUGAAAUCUGCAAACGUAUCAAAGAUUCACAAUGA
Molecule: messenger RNA, 1146 nt
Organism: Adineta ricciae
Lineage: Eukaryota; Metazoa; Rotifera; Eurotatoria; Adinetida; Adinetidae
Source: the annotation of a GenBank genome assembly